GCUUGGUAGCCCUGGGAACAGGACGGAGCCGUUCUGGGGCACCACGACUCGGAAUCCAUGGAUAGCAGUGUGCGAUAGGGUCGGAUCAUUCGGUCUUCUGCUGAAAUUCUCAGAAUAGAUACCUACCAAAAGGGCAGCAUCCGAGGGUGAUUGCUGACCAGAUCCUGGAAUUUUGCCUGAGCCCUUUCCAAGCAACUGCAUUCUCAUACCAGCUCAGCUUCUGUUCAGCUGAAUGCUGAGAUGAACCGUCAUCUAUGUGUUUGGCUUUUUACCUCUUCUUCUCUUAAUGGUUACCACCAAUGGCACACCCAUCUCCCUUGUAAACCGUUUAGACAGAUACAUCUUAACACAAGAAGGUGGAUUUUUAGACAAAACAGGAAUCCCAUUCUCUAUUCUCUGUUAAAUAAGAUUUGGCCCAGAAGAUGUUGUCAUCAAGAUACCAGGAUACUGUGGAAGCAUAAAGCACUCCAGAAAUAUAUGGAGGAUCUCAACAAAGAGUACCAAAAACUUGAUCAGUAUUUACAGCAUGUCUCUGUGAAUGGAGGUGAUCGAAGGUCUUGGAACCAAAGGCAUGCGGAGUUAGCACCAUUAGCAGCCAUUUAUCAAGAAAUCCAGGAGGCCAAACGUGCAGUUGAAGAAUUAGAGUCAAUGUGUAAAAGUCUAACUAAACAAGAUGAACAGCAGCUACAAGGACUUGCCCUCGAAGAAAGGGAAACUCUUGAUCAAAAACUCAACAUGUUGUACAAUGAGCUUUUCCAGAGCCUAGUGCCAAAGGAGAAAUAUGACAAAAAUGAUGUGAUUUUAGAGGUAAUAUCGGGAAGGACUACUGGAGGAGACAUUUGCCAACAAUUCACCGAGGAAAUAUUUAGCAUGUACCAGAGUUACUCAUGCUAUAAGCACUGGAACUUUGAACUUCUGAAUUAUACACCAGCUGAUUACGGUGGCCUACAUCAUGCAGCUGCCCGAAUUUCUGGUGACAAUGUCUACAAGCAUUUGAAGUAUGAAGGUGGGAUUCACCGAGUGCAGCGGAUUCCUGAGGUUGGCCUCUCAUCAAGGAUGCAGCGCAUCCACACAGGAACGAUGUCAGUUAUUGUCCUUCCUCAACCAGACGAGGUAGAUGUGCAAGUAGACUCCAAGGAUUUGCGAGUGGAUACCUUUCGAGCCAAAGGAGCUGGAGGGCAGCACGUUAAUACUACCGAUAGUGCUGUCCGGCUUGUCCAUCUCCCCACAGGGCUAGCAGUAGAAUGCCAACAGGAACGAUCACAGAUAAAAAAUAAAGAAAUAGCCCUUCGAGUGCUGAGAGCUAAACUCUACCAGCAGAUGAUUGAGAAAAAGAAGUGUCAACAACAAAGUGCUAGGAAAUUGCAGGUGGGAACCAGAGCCCAAUCAGAGAGAAUACGGACAUAUAAUUUCACCCAGAAUAGGGUCACCGACCACAGGAUAGCAUAUGAUGUUCGUGAUAUCAAGGAAUUUUUAUGUGGUGAGAAGGCCCUGGACCAGCUAAUUCAAAGACUCCUUCAAUCAGCUGACGAAGAAGCCAUGGCUGAACUUUUGGAUGAAAACCUUAGAUCAGCAAAAUAAAUGCUCAUUUAUUAUUUAUUAAUGGGAUGCAAUUAUGCCCAGAAGACGGAAAGUAUUUAUAGAUUUUUAUAAAGUUCAGUCUAAAGUGCACAGAACUUACAAAUAAUUUUUUAAUGAACCAAGUCACAUUUCUUGUUUUAGGGUUUAUUUUAGGAUUACUUGUAAGCAUGGUCCAAGUCUUCAAGUAGAAAACAAGGGUACAUUAUUGAAAAAAGAAAUAAUUCACUAUUGAGAAUGGAUGAUGGGUGUUAGGAGCGAUCACUUGAUCUCUUUAUAUUUGUCAUCUGUAAAUUCAUCUGAAGUCCCUGGUACAAAUGAUUCAUGUUCUUUGCUGCUAAAUGAAAGGUGGGGUGUUUGAGUCUACCCCUAGUCACCCCAGAAGAAAGGCCUGCCAUUCAACUUCUUAAAACUCAGCCUCUGAACACCCUCUGGAGCAUAGUUCUACUCGGACCACACAGCUGGAGUCAGCUCCCCAGCAGCUGGGGUUUAUCAAUAUGUAUAAAUCAAGUUCAAUUCUGUUUCUUCGUUACUUCACGACAAUGUACAUUUUAGUGAUGAAAGAGGUAUAAAUGUCAUUAUAAGCCCCUGAAAGAUCAAGCAAAGACUUUAAGUUCUACUUUUAAAUAGCACAAGCAUACAUAUGUAUUGCAAUUCCUUUUAGUCUCUCAGGAACAGGGAUUAUCCCAAGAAACAUUGUGAAAUUCUUUGAAAGCUGAGUGCGAAUUAUAUAAAGAAUAAACCACAAAACAAUAAA
Molecule: messenger RNA, 2335 nt
Organism: Echinops telfairi (small Madagascar hedgehog)
Lineage: Eukaryota; Metazoa; Chordata; Mammalia; Afrosoricida; Tenrecidae
Gene: MTRF1
Product: mitochondrial translation release factor 1
Exons: 11
Coding region: 241-1581 (446 amino acids)
Biological process (GO): translational termination
Molecular function (GO): translation release factor activity
Source: RefSeq, a predicted model, not a curated record